CCAAAUUGAAACUCGAAUACUGUCAGUUUAUAAGUUUUUAUAUAUUAUAUGUUCAUGAAAAUGUGUAUAUAAAGAGGUAAAUUUAGACAAACCAAAAGCAGCAGCAGCUGAAACCAACCUUCUUCUGAAGGUCAACCAGAAAGAUGGACAAGAAAAACAGGAAACCCACUGAUAUUCCACUUAUGGGGCCUUCAUUUCGUUCUCGUUCUCAUCUUACUAUCUCGAUCUCCGUAUCCAUUGUUCUUUCUUUGUUUCUCAUUAGUUUCAUUGCAGGAGCUGAGGCUCGCAAGCGCUACUCCUGUGUAUCUUCUAUAGUUACCGAAAGUGUGUACAAAUCAAUCUUUCUACACAAAGAUGACGCUGCUUGUCCUGCCAAGGAUUUCUACCCAUACCAAUCGUUCAUUCAAGCGGCAUCACGUUUCCCUAAAUUUGGUAACUCUGGAAGUUUAACUUCACGUAAGCGUGAAAUUGCAGCUUUUCUUGCUCAAAUUUCUCAUGAAACCACAGGAGGAUGGGCAACAGCACCAGAUGGGCCAUAUGCAUGGGGAUUGUGUUUUAAAGAAGAAGUGAGCCCAGGAAGUGAUUACUGUGAUUCUACCAACACGCAAUGGCCUUGCGUUCCUGGAAAAUCUUACAAAGGCAGAGGUCCUAUUCAGCUCUCAUGGAAUUAUAACUACGGACAGGCGGGGAGAGCAUUGGGAUUCGAUGGUCUAGGAAACCCAGAUAUCGUAUCAAACAACUCAUUACUUGCAUUCGAAACUGGUUUGUGGUUUUGGAUGACUGAACAGUUACCUAAGCCUUCAUGCCAUGAUGUGAUGAUUGGGAAAUAUAGACUCACAAAAGCUGACCGUGAGGCGAAUAGGACAGUUGGUUACGGGAUGGUAACAAACAUAAUCAACGGUGGACUCGAGUGUGGUAGGGGGGGUGAUGGUCGAAUCAGUGACCGAGUUGGGUAUUUCCAGAGAUAUGCAAAGCUGUUCAAUGUCGAUACCGGACCUAACUUAGAUUGUGAGAAUCAGAAAUCAUUUUAAUUGAAGGGCCAUUUCAAACUAGCCCUCCUUUUUUUCUUUUUUUAAAAUAUGGAGCGUGGCUUGACUAUCCCUCUAUCGUUUUUUUUUUUCUCUUUUUUCUUUUGAUUGAAACUAUCUCUGUAUCGUAUUGUAAAUCUUCUUGUUUGUAUUAAUUUGGAAACAUUUGAAUAAGAAACAAACUCCCUUUCCAAAUA
Messenger RNA from Papaver somniferum (opium poppy), 1225 nucleotides. Its product is annotated as chitinase 10-like. Gene Ontology annotation, molecular function: chitinase activity. The record is from RefSeq and is a predicted model, not a curated record. The coding region runs from base 144 to 1031 and encodes 295 amino acids. Lineage: Eukaryota; Viridiplantae; Streptophyta; Magnoliopsida; Ranunculales; Papaveraceae. The transcript has 3 exons. Gene Ontology annotation, biological process: carbohydrate metabolic process; chitin catabolic process; cell wall macromolecule catabolic process.